CCGCGAUGGCGGUGGAUUUGACUCCGCGGUUCAGAAGACUGAACAGUCAAACCUGUUUUAGAGAGAAUAAACAGCUGUCAGGUUUUUCUGGUCCCUUCAGGGCGACUCAGCUGUGGCAUAACAUCAUUGAAGCUCUGCGGACGCAGGUGGAGCUCCGACCCCGCAGACAUCACUUGCGCGUCCAUCAUGACUGCUUCACCGGCUCUGAUGCGGUAGAUGUAGUUCUGAGCCACCUCAUGCAGAACAUCUAUUUCUGCUCCAGCGAAGUGUCCCGUCUCAAAGCUGCCAAGCUCUGCCAAGCCCUAAUGGAGUCUAGAGUGUUCGAACCCAUAGGGAUGAAGCUCUUCAGACGAGAAAAAGAAAUGACCUUCGAGGACUCCAGCUGCAGCCUCUACCGCUUCCUGGACGGCUCGACCAAAAAGACACACAGUGGCUGUGAGAAUCAGACUCCAGACAAACAAACUGGAAAGAGGAAGACCACUUCGAGGUUUGGAGAAAUGCAGACCAUCUCCAACCCAUUGGUUCUUGGAUCUUCAGAUAGAAGAGUGGAGAGACUACUAAAGAAUAUAAACCUGCACCCAUCUGUGCCCUCUGAUUUAAACCGUGCUGCUAUUUCCAACAGCUUCCUCUCAAAAAAAGUGGUACGGGACGUUUGGAAGCAGCAGGCGUUACUUCAGUUGCUACAGGUGGUUGAGAUCUCUAUGCUAGACUGUAUUCUGACCUCACCUGCCAAACUGGAGCCCCUGCGCUCAUCUCUGCGCAACCACGGCGACCUGGUCAUCUCCAACACCCGCGUGGAUCGUGAAGUGUCAGAGAGUCUCAACCUGCCAGAGUUGGACUCUUGGCUGAUGGCAGCAGUGGAUUGUCUUGAUCUGUUCCCAGAUCAGUUAAUCGUGGUUGCCAGCGAACAGCUCAUUCAGCAGAAUGCAGCAUCUGGAGAGGAGAAGCAUAAGAGACUGCUGUUCGACACCAUCGCCAAAUAUUACAACAGCCCCGAGAGACCUCCACUACUGUCAGGCCGCUACACAGACAUCCAGACUGGAAUCCUAAACCUUCUGGAUUGUGGGAGAGGUGAGGAUGCCCUACGAGUGGCUCAGCUCUGUCUGCAGCUGUUGGAGUCCACAAGCAGAGACGAGUUACGCAGGCUAUUGGGUUUUAUGGCAGCUGCUGCAGAUAAUGAAGCUUUCAGACUGCACAAGCAGAUUGAAAACCGGGCUUUGGUUAGCAAGACGUUUGUGAAGGCCGUAAUCCAGAGUAAAGAAAUGACUCGUGUCCAAUGUGAGCAACUGCUGCUGUUCCUCAUGGAUAAUCACACACAACUCUUUAAGACACCAUUAUCAUUGAUUGAGGCGGUGAGGAAGACACUACAAACUUUACAGCAAGGGAGGGAUCUAGAUAAUGUAGCAUUGUUCACAUUCUGCAAGCAGGUGUCGCUCCAGCAGUACGAGGAUGACAAAGAUAAAGCUACUCUUGAUAGUUUGAAGCAGUUAAUGCACCAUAUCGCUCACAGUGACGGGCUGUCUGUCAAACAGAAGAGACGACUUGCCAAACAGUUCCAGAAACACCACCCAGGGAUUUUCCUCCAGCACUUCUUCUCUUCAUUCUGAAAACCAAUGAACACGGGAUAAAAAUAGCCUGUUAAGUCUAUGAAUGCUUUUAUUAUUAUCUGGGUUGUAGAAUAGUUGAACUUAUUUUCAUUAGUUGAAAGCAUUUUGACACUCAUCUGAGUGGAUUUAUCAGUUAUAGAAUUUAUCAGAAUGUCACAUUACAUAAAAUAAUAUAGCGGAGAUUAGAAAUUAAUUACUAAAUUUACAGGAGAUGUGUUUGUAGAUAGAGGACUUCAUUUGCAAGUAGAUUUAUAUAAGCUUUAUAAGCAGAACCGUUAUUACAAUUAUUAAUGUUAUGACAAAACUGCUUAUCACUACUGUACACUACAUAAUUCCAUCAGGUGAGUGAAUAUGCUGUUUUUAUGAGCUUUAAAAAGUCAGCAUCAUCUUGAAUAUCUCAAUGUAGAAUUACUUGAAUCGUGUGAUAUGCUCAGGUUUUUAAAAACUAUUAGAAAUAGUUUUAGCUGCACUUGAAAUUGAGAAAUAGAUAACUACGCCUUAAAGGUAGAGAUUUGAAUUAUGCUCUUUGUAUUUUUUUUUUUUCCCAAUGACUGUAAGCAAAUUAUUUUAAUUAAUAUUGACCUCAAUAUUACUGUGCUCUGCAUAAGUAUCAACUUGUGAUUUUUAAGUGGAUUUGUGUUGAUUAUUGUAGCAGUAUAUGAUGUGAAUAUGUAUGUAUAAGGCAUAAUUAUUCAGAAAAACAAAGGGAAGUUUUAAUUGUAAAACACUGAUGAAUGAAUGCACUGGAUUAAUUAUGGUGUUACAUAUUAAUGAUAUUUAUUAAUAAAUAAUU
Molecule: messenger RNA, 2400 nt
Organism: Labeo rohita (rohu)
Lineage: Eukaryota; Metazoa; Chordata; Actinopteri; Cypriniformes; Cyprinidae
Gene: depdc4
Product: DEP domain containing 4
Exons: 9
Coding region: 6-1607 (533 amino acids)
Biological process (GO): intracellular signal transduction
Source: RefSeq, a predicted model, not a curated record